AGUAAAGUUGAUUCAAAGGUGCUUCCGCUGUCAUCAUCCGGGUCUCGCCAUAUAUCCCGCUACGCAUGCGCACUUAGUCACUGUGGUUCGACCUCUGCAGUCGAGAGACCCGGGCUUCAACCAAACGCGACCGAAUCGCUAGCAAAACUACCUUUAGUAGAAAAUGUACGCCUGUGCAAAGUUCAUUUCCUCGCCGGCUCUGGUCCGUGCUGGUUCCCGGGUUCUUUACAGACCCCUGUCUGCCUCUGUGCUGUCCAGGCCUGAUGUUAAAUCAGAGAUGUUUUUGUUCCAGAGCACUGUUGCUGGGAUGCCACAGAGCCCCCUCACUCAGGUCACAUUGAGGGGCUUCCAGACAAGCGCGGUGAGCCGGGACAUCGAUACUGCAGCCAAGUUUAUCGGCGCCGGAGCCGCCACAGUCGGUGUAGCUGGAUCCGGUGCUGGAAUCGGGACCGUGUUUGGGAGUCUGAUUAUUGGCUACGCUAGGAACCCAUCCUUGAAGCAGCAACUGUUCUCCUAUGCCAUCCUGGGAUUUGCCCUCUCUGAAGCCAUGGGACUGUUCUGUUUGAUGGUUGCUUUCCUGAUCCUGUUUGCUAUGUAAAACUCUGCUGUCCAACUUUCAUUACAAAUGUGACUACACUUUGUGGCUUCUCAAAUUUGUUCACUGUUGGUGUCAAUGAAAUGUACAUUUUCAAGUCGUUCUGACACUGUCAAAAUUUGAAGAAAAAAAACAUGUAUUGUACUAAUGUAAGAAAUUACACGAUUAAAAUACAUGUAUUUGACAA
This is a messenger RNA of Syngnathoides biaculeatus (alligator pipefish), 782 nucleotides long. RefSeq names its product ATP synthase membrane subunit c locus 3a (gene atp5mc3a). The coding region runs from base 164 to 598 and encodes 144 amino acids. Gene Ontology annotation, biological process: proton motive force-driven ATP synthesis; proton transmembrane transport. The record is from RefSeq and is a predicted model, not a curated record. Gene Ontology annotation, molecular function: proton transmembrane transporter activity. NCBI's taxonomy places the organism in Eukaryota, Metazoa, Chordata, Actinopteri, Syngnathiformes, Syngnathidae. The transcript has 5 exons.